Molecule: messenger RNA, 1881 nt
Organism: Trifolium pratense (red clover)
Lineage: Eukaryota; Viridiplantae; Streptophyta; Magnoliopsida; Fabales; Fabaceae
Product: heat shock 70 kDa protein 4-like
Exons: 2
Coding region: 1-1881 (626 amino acids)
Biological process (GO): protein refolding; cellular response to unfolded protein
Cellular component (GO): cytoplasm
Molecular function (GO): ATP binding; ATP hydrolysis activity; heat shock protein binding
Source: RefSeq, a predicted model, not a curated record
AUGGCAAAAAAAUAUGAGGGAGUUGCUAUAGGAAUUGACCUUGGCACAACUUACUCAUGUGUUGGAGUGUGGCAAGAACAAAACGAUCGUGUUGAAAUCAUUCACAAUGAUCAAGGAAACAAAACUACACCUUCUUGUGUUGCUUUCACUAGUUCUCAGAGAUUGAUUGGUGAUGCUGCCAAAAAUCAAGCUUCCUCUAACCCAACCAACACUGUCUUUGAUGCAAAGAGGUUGAUUGGAAGGAAAUAUAGUGAUUCUGCUGUUCAGAAUGAUAUUCUGUUGUGGCCCUUUAAGGUCAUUGCUGGGGCUAAUGACAAACCAACGAUCAUUGUGAACUACAAGGGUAAGGAAAAGCAUCUCGUUGCUGAAGAAAUAUCAGCUAUGAUUCUCACUCAGAUGCGAGAGAUUGCAGGGGCAUUUUUGGAGUCACCUGUUAAGAAUGCGGUGAUUACUGUACCUGCUUAUUUUAAUGAUUCACAACGAAGAGCCACCAAAGAUGCGGGUGAUAUUGCUGGUCUCAAUGUAAUGCGGAUAAUUAAUGAACCCACUGCUGCGGCUCUUGCAUAUGGCCUUCAAAAAAGAGCUAAUUGUGUUGAAGAGAGAAAUAUUUUCAUAUUUGAUCUUGGUGGUGGAACUUUUGAUGUGUCUCUCGUUACAAUUAAGAAUAAUAACUUUGAAGUCAAGGCCACUGCAGGAGACACUCACCUCGGAGGAGAGGACUUUGAUAAUCGGUUGGUGAAUCAUUUUGUGAAGGAGUUUAAGAGGAAGAAUAAACAUGACAUUAGUGGAAACGCAAAAGCUCUAAGGAAGCUUAAAACCGCAUGCGAAAAGGCAAAAAGGACACUUUCUUACGAUACUGAGGCAACAAUUGACAUAGACUCUAUAUUUAAGAGUAUUGACUUAUAUUCAUCGAUCACUCGAGCGAAGUUUGAGAAACUCAACCAAGACCUCUUUGAAAAGUGUAUGGAGACAGUUAAAAGUUGUCUUGCUGAUGCUAAGAUGGACAAGAGUAGUGUAGAUGAUGUUGUCCUUGUUGGUGGCUCUUCUAGGAUUCCCAAAGUGAAGCAGCUUUUGCAAGAAUUUUUCAAGGGGAAGGAAUUAUGCAAGAGCAUCAACCCUGAUGAGGCUGUUGCUUAUGGAGCAGCUAUUCAGGCUGCUUUGCUUAGCGACAGCAUUAAGAGUGUUCCAAACAUGAUUUUGCAAGAUGUUACACCAUUGUCACUUGGUGUAGAAAUAAAUGGAGAUCUUAUGGAUGUCGUGAUUCCUAGGAACACCUCCAUUCCUGUCAAAAAGACAAAUACAUAUUAUACAGUGAAAGAAGACCAAUGUAGUGUCGAUAUUAAGGUAUAUGAGGGUGAGAGAAUAAGAGCCAGUGAUAACAACUUGCUGGGUUUGUUUACUUUCUCUGUUCCUCCUGCUCCUAAGGGCCACAUUCCUAUCAAAGAAAGCUUUGCUAUAGAUUCUGAUGGUAUAUUAACUGUCUCUGCAGAGGAAGAGACCAGUGGUAAUAAGAAAAAUAUUACAAUUACUAAUGAAAAUGGAAGAAUGUCAAGGGAAGAAAUUGAGAAAAUGAUUCAAGAAGCUGAAUAUUUUAAGGCUCAAGACAUGAAGUUCAAGGAGAAAGUUAAAGCAAGAAAUGCAUUGGACGAUUAUCUUUACAAUGUAAGGAAAGUAAUGAAGGAUGAUUGUGUUAGUUCCAAGCUCGCCCCCGUAGACAAAGCGAAGAUCAAUUCUGCAAUGAUAAAGGGCAAAAGUUUGAUUGAUGACUACAAGAAUGAAGAGACUUAUAUGUUUGUUGACUUUUUGAAGGAGCUGGAAAGCAUCUUUGAAUCUGCUAUGAACAAGAUCAACAAAGGCUACUCUGAUGAGGAAAGUGAUUAA